Messenger RNA from Onychostruthus taczanowskii (white-rumped snowfinch), 841 nucleotides. Its product is annotated as prostate stem cell antigen-like. The transcript is spliced from 3 exons. Bases 240 to 608 code for a protein of 122 amino acids. Lineage: Eukaryota; Metazoa; Chordata; Aves; Passeriformes; Passeridae. The record is from RefSeq and is a predicted model, not a curated record.
CCCAAGGGUAGGAGGGAAGGCAGGGGUGGAGGGGAGCCCAGAGAGUGGCAGGGAAAGAGGAGAGGCGUCCAACACAAAUAUCCCAACGCGCAAAGCAACCCCUCCCUUGGUGCUGCCAGCAGCUCCCUCAGGUGCCUUCUCAGGGAUGACCUUGUGGGCACGCCCGGCCUCCCAGGAUAUAUAACCUGCCCCAGGAGGAAAGAACCCAGAGAGACAGCCCCAAGACAGGUUAUUCCAAGAUGAAGGCUUUCCUUGCGCUCCUGCUGGGAGCGCUCCUGUGCGUGGACUCAGGUUCAUCUCUGAAGUGCUACAGCUGCUCCUCCCAGCUCAGCAACUCCAAGUGCCAGACGGUGAAGACAUGUGAAGAGAACAACGUGUGCAAGACGGAUGUGAUCCGUGUUGUGGGGCUGUUCAGUAUCAUCAGCAAGGGAUGUGAUGCCUCGUGUGAACCAUCCCACCAGGACUUCAACGUGGGCAGCAGGAACAUCUCCUGCUGCACCAGCGACCUCUGCAACGUCAACGCCGCGGGCAGUGUGAGGUCCAGCUACGGGCUGGCCGGAGGGAUCGCGGCCGGAGUGCUCUGGACCAUGCUCAACAACAAAUUUUGAGGAGCAAAGAUGCCUCCCAUGACCACAGAAAGUCUCAGAGCACCCCUCUAAUAACAGGAAUUGUAACCAGGAGCAGUGGGGUGUACACCCAGCACCCUGGGAGCUGAUGGCAGCUCUUUGCCAUAUGAUGGCUUCUGCUUUAAUCUUAUUGCAAAGCUCCAGUGCUACCAGAUAAGGAAAUGUGUGUUCAUGUUAUCUGCAAAACACCUAAAAUAAAGUUAUUUCUCCACCAA